Messenger RNA from Halichondria panicea, 2847 nucleotides. RefSeq lists its product as uncharacterized. The transcript has a single exon. Lineage: Eukaryota; Metazoa; Porifera; Demospongiae; Suberitida; Halichondriidae. The record is from RefSeq and is a predicted model, not a curated record. The coding region runs from base 58 to 912 and encodes 284 amino acids.
CAGUCCUUAGUGCACCUGAGUCAUGAGUUCCUCGAGUCAUUCUAAGUAUAGAACAAAAUGGCUGAAAAUGAGAUUACAGCUGAAAUCAGAAAGAAAGUGCAGGCUGCUGUUGAAGCUCUGGCCAAAGAAAAGUUUAAUGAGUCAUCUCACAUUGACAGAGCUGACUUACAGACUUUCCUCGAUGCUAUUAGUGUGAUAAGAAUUGAGCCUGUCGCCCCAUCUUGUGUACUCGAGGGUCAACAACUCGUUGAGACCAAUCGUACAGAGCGAGAAUACUUGUUUCCAGGCAACCCCUCAUUGCAGAGAAAACGGGAGAGUAAUGCUAAUGCAAGUGGACAUUUAAACUUAGUUCACCCACCGUUAACUGGUGCAGUUGAAGGUAGUGUCAGUUUCACUGCAAAGGAACAGCUUGACGAGCAACCAAGACCUAUUCCACCUAAUGCCCAAAGAACACAUGAGCAAAAUACCUCAACUCACAUUUAUAAGCUGUAUCUAACUGUUCAAGCCGACUGUCUGGUUCGUGUGUACGGUAGUAAGCCACUUGUGAUUGGUGCUUCAACUGGAGGUGGUGUUGGAGCUGUUGCUGGCACUGCCACAGGGAUUGCUGGAGGGAUAACUGUGGGAGCUUUGGCUGGUUCCGUUGUCCCUGUAGCGGGUACGAUUGUGGGCGGAAUUAUCGGUGGUGUUGUCGGUGCUGUGAGUGGUCUUGUUGUGGGUGCCAGUGCUGGAGUUGGAUCAGGUGUUAGCGUUGGAGCUGUCCAUAGCAAGAGAACGUACAAGAUGAUUCAAGCUCGCGAAGUUUUCAAAAAGUUAGAGAAUUUCUCAAUUGACGGAGCCAAUGCCUGUCAGUGUACUAUUGUCGCUAACACUCUUAGCUCUUUGGAUCACCAUAUCUUAGAACCUGCUACAUGAUUAACUUUGUAUUCUCCUGAAUAAAUUGUUGUGUUAGCUAUUGAGCUGCUACCAUAAUUACAUUUGUUUGGGCAGGGUGUAGUGAUGAUGACAAUCAUGUGGUAUAUACAGCUUUAGCUAAUUAUGCUCAUUGAGAAGAUAGCCUACAAGUAAUGCCCUAAGGGGCUUGAGAUUUCAGGGAAUUCAUUCAGACUCAGACAUGCAUUCAUCUGUUGUUAUAAUACAGCCAGGUUAAUGGGCCCGCUAGGUCUCCAAUGGCUACCCUCUAUAAUACAGCCAUGCCCUCAAGAUCCAGCUUGUGUUUUCAUAGCAUGUGUUUAUUAGUAUUUCCUGCUAAUACAGUAUUUUUUUAGUCUACUUAUAAUUAUUUGUAACUCUAUGUGACCAUGUGAUUAUGUUUGGUGUAUGUGGUAUAUGUAGCCUUAAAAUAGAGCAUCUUUGAACGGCCAUAACAUUAGUUUCAUUGGUCUAAUAACGUUAAUUAAGUAGAGGCCUUUUAGAUAAUGUGUUAAAAUGAACAGUCUAGUUUGGGCCUGUUUUUCAAAAUACCAUGGGCUAUUUAUAGCUCAUCGUCUUUUCCCGAAAGUAGGAAAGUAUGGCUCGUUCCAAAUUUGAGGUUUGAGCAUACUAUCUAAAAAAGCUCUUUCUAAGCUUUCAGAAAAAUCGUUGAAUAUGGACCAUCGGAACUUUAGUUACAAAGCUGACUCUAGUACUUUCAGAACGAAGGGGAACUGCAUGUACGUACCAUGCAUGUGUGUAUGCUGUUGGAUGUGGCUAUUUUAUAGAUAUUGUUUACAUUCUUAAACUCUGCACUUUUAUGUACUGUUACUGGGAAGCAUAUACAUUACAAUAACAGGAAGUGGAUGCAUGUGUUUGUAUGCUUGCACUGUUACUAGCUACGUAUAUAUAUCUGUGUGUAUACUCUACAAGCAAGAAACUCCACAGUUAGAGAACUAGUCUAGAACUGCUACUAUUGGGACAUCUUUACAAAAUGUCUGAUCCUGAAGAGAUCAUUAAAGCUCGCAUCAAGCCCAAGAUACGAGCAGCUCUAGAGACAGCUGCAAGAGAGAUGCAUCCUAAUGGAUUCCGCAUAGACAAAGACAAUUUUGAGAGGCUUAUGGAAAUUAUCACGAUUGAGAGGAUAUUACCUAACGACAGCUGUAAACCAAACUCCCCCCCACACGCACACAGAGUGUGUAUCAGUGUUCAGGCAGACUUUCAAAUUUGUGUGUAUCUCGCACUCCCUGUCAAGAAAGGAGCUGCCCUUGCAGGAGAUGUUGUCACGGUGGCUGGUGCUACCGGAGGUACCGCUGGAGGGAUAGCUGCGGGGGCUCUGAUUGGCUCCGUUGUGCCAGGGGCGGGGACUCUAGUAGGCGGACUUAUCGGUGGGAUUGUCGGUGGCAUUGGUGGUCUGUUUGCCGGUGGAAAUAUUGCGGCAGAAUCUAAAGCGGAAGAAGAAGAAGCUAACGACAAACAUGACGUUGUUCGCACUACUGAAGUUUUUAAGAAGUUGGAAGAAUUUUCGAGCGACAAGAACAACAACACGUGUAGCUGUAUGGUGACUGCACACAUGCAGUGCCCCGGUAUUGUUGACAAGGGAAACCCCCCUGAGGAUGUCGUUGAUAAGGGAAACCACCCUGAGGACCACCAAUCUGACAAUGAUAAAACAGAGUGAUAAAUAAUCUGCAUGAAUGGUAGUAUAUAGAUAACUUACCGCUUGAGCUAGACUGAUUUGUUUCAGAAGUUACUGUGUAUAACCAUUCUCAUACGAAAACUCUAAUGCUGAAUGAUAUUGUGUUGUUCUCAUUUGCCUCAUUAACUUUGUAAUAAUUAUUCUGAAUUAUUGAUUUUGUUAGAAUACUUAUGCUUCAUGUUUUGAGCAAAAGAUCAAACACAUGUGUAAAGCAUCUAACAUUCUUAUUAUUGACUUUUUAA